AUGAGCUCUGCUGCUCACCCUGCUCCCACAGCUGGCUCUGGCCCCAGUUCUUCCCGCACCACCCAGUACCGUCCUGCUACCAUCGCCGAGCUAGCCAAUCAAGCACAAGAAUACGACUUCGACGAGAGCCUCGGCCUUAAGCACUGGCUUCGGAGCGCGGAGAAGGCAAGACGAAGUGCGGAACGCCUGGUUCAUGAGCAGCAGUAUGAAGCUGCGUUCAUCGAGUAUGCGAAAGCUGCUACGAUCGUACUCGAGAGACUCCCCAAACAUCGGGAGUACGGACAGCUUCUCAGUGCUGAUCAGAGACAAAAUCUGGGCAUGAACGGACAAGACAUCCUUGACAGUCUGAGCCAACUCAAACCUAUCCUCGUCGACCGGUACGAAAAAUGGCAGGCCAGCGAACGAUCAAGUCCUCCAUCGAGCACCCCACCCUCACGGGAUCCGAAUCUAAGUCGCGCGGAAGAGCGGGCUCGCGAUGCGCGGGAGGCCGCCCGUAUGGAAGAGGCCUGGAAGCAGGAAGACCUGUCGCGCCGGCAGGCCGAGGACCGAGAGCGGCUCGCGCGGGAGGAAGCGGCGUGGCGACAGUCUCAGGAGGCCCGGCGGAGAGAGGAGCCGGAUCGUGCGGGGCAGACGGAGAAGCAGUGGCGGGAAGAGGAGAACAGAAGGUACGCAGCGGAGGAGGCAAAGCGGGAGGAACGUGCAAGACAGAAGGGCGCAGAAGACAAACGCCGUCACGAGCAGGAGGGCAUCCUCCGGCGACAGCAGGAGGCGGAUUCCGCUGCGCGCUCGGCAAGGCGAGACUACAUGCGCACGACACCGUCUCCGGUCGGGCCCCCCAGCGGGAGUGCUGCGCCGCCGAUGCGCAUGCCAGAGCCGGACUCGGCCAUGCGUUCUGCGGGACGAGGAGCAUAUGGCCCGCAGCCAUCGCAGCCCUCGGCACCGUAUGAGUCGUCGUCGAAGCACCCGGACGAUUCCUUUGCAGACUGGUCGCGUCUCCGAAUAUCUGACCAACCAACAAAGAAGCAGGUCUCUGCCGCAGCGCACCCACCUCCUCUCACUACAACUUCUCCUCCUCCGCCGGAUCUGGGACCGAUCAAGUACCCCACUUUGAUGUCCCAGCACCAGCUGAAGCAAGGCUACGUCCCGUCCCUCCAAUCCAUGUUUUCUCCCACCACCCCCUCCCAUGCUCCCGACUCGUCCCUCCUUUUCGACCCCAAACCCUCCGGGUCCAGCAAUGGCCUGUACGGCAACAUCCUCCCAACUCCCUCCGCGCCCCCAGCCCCCGUCAUACCCCCGUAUCCCACGCACAUGCCUGUUCCAGAAUCACACCGACCUCUCUCAAUGCCCCAACCGACAUCCUCCCAGCACUCGAACACGUUCUCGCAGUCCAGCCAUCGCGGGCCAUCUCCUGGCGGUGCUCGGCCCGCCACCUACAACCCUUCACGUCCGAGUGGCUCGUACACACCAUCUUCCGCUCCGCCACCCCCUCCCUCGUCCUCCGCUUUGCCCCACCAUGCUCCACGAAUCGUGGCCGGGUCAUCGAAGGACGCGGCGGUACAGGAGCUGCGAACUGUCCGGCUGCCGCGCGAGUGCCUCGACAAGUUCUUGUCGAUCGCGCGCGUCAACACGCUGCAGAACCGGGAGACGUGUGGGCUGCUGCUGGGGAAGGACAAGGGCUCGAAGUACGUGGUGACAACGCUACUCAUCCCGAAGCAGCACUCGACAAGUGACACGUGCAUGAUGGACGAGGAGGAGCUUGUGCUGCAGUUCACCGAGGACCGGCAUCUCAUCACACUGGGAUGGAUACACACACAUCCCACGCAGUCCUGCUUCAUGUCGUCUGUUGAUCUCCACACCCACUCUGGUUUCCAGCGUAUGCUCCCCGAGUCAUUUGCUGUCGUGUGUGCCCCAUCUUCUACGCCUCGGUUCGGCAUCUUCCGCCUCACUGACCCUGCUGGCCUGCAAACCAUCCUCGGGUGCCACGCGAAGGAGGCCUUCCACCCACACCCCGAUGUCCCAAUCUACACUGAUUGCGAUGACUCCCACGUCCAGAUGAAGGACAUGCCGCUUGAGAUUGUCGAUCUACGGUAA
Molecule: messenger RNA, 2091 nt
Organism: Epithele typhae
Lineage: Eukaryota; Fungi; Basidiomycota; Agaricomycetes; Polyporales; Epitheliaceae
Exons: 7
Coding region: 1-2091 (696 amino acids)
Biological process (GO): protein K63-linked deubiquitination
Cellular component (GO): membrane; endosome
Molecular function (GO): K63-linked deubiquitinase activity; protein binding; metal-dependent deubiquitinase activity
Source: RefSeq, a predicted model, not a curated record